Messenger RNA from Aspergillus eucalypticola CBS 122712, 1545 nucleotides. Its product is annotated as cytochrome P450. The record is from RefSeq and is a predicted model, not a curated record. The transcript has 6 exons. Bases 1 to 1545 code for a protein of 514 amino acids. NCBI's taxonomy places the organism in Eukaryota, Fungi, Ascomycota, Eurotiomycetes, Eurotiales, Aspergillaceae. Gene Ontology annotation, molecular function: monooxygenase activity; heme binding; oxidoreductase activity, acting on paired donors, with incorporation or reduction of molecular oxygen.
AUGGCUCUAUCUAGCUAUCUGGAAAGCUUGAAUUAUGCUCUCGUUUUGAGAGCACUCGCUUGUGCUUGGGUGGUGUGGUACUUUUGUGGCGUCUUCUAUAACAUUUUCCUCCAUCCUCUGGCCAAUAUUCCAGGACCGUUGCUGUGCAAAUUCAGCAAAGUACCGUGGGACUACUGGCAAUGGACAGGUUGCCUUCCUCAGCAGACGGCUAAGGUGCACUCCAAGUACGGAGAGAUUGUGCGAAUCGGCCCCAACGAACUCAGUUUCACCAAUAACGCGGCGUGGAAUGACAUCUUUGCCAAAGUUCCUGGGAGGGCACAAUGGCCGCGCCACCCCAAGCGUGUGCCUCAGGGCAAGAACGGCCCUCAGAGUAUCAUGAACACCGCGGGAACAUACCAUGCUCGUUUUCGACGAUUGUUGAACCACGCAUUUUCUGAAAGGUAUAUUGAUAUCUUCAUCAACAAGGUAGACGACUUUGCGCGUACGGGCCAGUCAAUCGAUGUGACCAAAUGGUUCGUGAUGGUGGGCUUCGACGUCAUCAGUGACCUGGGAUGGAGCGAGCCGUUCAACUGCGUUGAGAAUGGCGAGGUUCACGAAUGGAUGAAAACUUUUGCCGAGACUGCCUUCGACACCCAGCUCAAAUUCCUCUUCCGCGAGCGCGGUCUGAUGUUCCUGGCCCCGUACUUCAUCCCCAUGAAGCUUCAGCUCGCUCGUCUCAAUAAUUUCAAGUACGCCCGCGCUCGUGUCGAGGAACGUAUCAAGACCGGCAGCACCCGCGGGGACUUUUGGGAUAAGAUCGCCAUCAGAAGUGCAGACGGCAAUGCAAGCGGCGAGGGCUUGACUAAAGAAGAGAUGGUGGUUGCCGCUGUGACCCUGGUGGGCACCGGAUCCCAUACCAUCUCGACGCUACUCACUGGUCUGGUUUACUUCCUCGGUACCAAUCCUCAUGCCAUGAAGACGCUCGUCGAUGAGAUUCGUUCAUCCUUCAAAUCGCCUGAGGAAAUCGAUCUGGUCUCUGUACACAAAUUGGAAUACCUGACUGCGUGUCUCAAUGAGACUAUGCGGCUGUACCCACCGGUCAUCAACAUGCUUUGGCGAACGCCACCCCGUGGCGGUGGUUAUGCCUCGGGAGUUUUCAUUCCGGAGGGUACGGGUUGCAAUAUGUCUUUCUUUGGAAUUGCCCAAAACCCUGAUUACUUUACGCGCCCGCUGGAUUUCUGCCCCGAACGGUUCCUAUCCGACCCACCUGCCGAAUUUCUUGAUGACAAUCAUGAGGCAUACCACCCAUUCAGUUUGGGUGCGUAUAACUGCCUGGGCCAAAACCUCGCCAAUGCCGAGUCCCGAUUGAUCACGGCAAAGCUUUUGUGGCGCUAUGACUUGGAGCUUGAUGGCAAGGUUGACAAGGACUGGCUGGAUCAGAAGUCGUACGGUGUAUUCAUUAAGAAAGAUCUUCCUGUGAAAUUCCGCCCGGGUCCCAAUGCCCGGAACGUUCCCGACAGUAAAGCUGUCAAGAUCAAUGGCCGCGCAAACGGUGGCGCUAAGUAA